Pieris macdunnoughi is the source of this 282-nucleotide messenger RNA. Lineage: Eukaryota; Metazoa; Arthropoda; Insecta; Lepidoptera; Pieridae. The record is from the annotation of a GenBank genome assembly.
AUGGAUAAUGCCAGCUACCACUCAAGACGUCAGGAGAAAACCCCAGUAACAAGUUGGAAAAAAUAUGACAUUCAACAGUGGCUAUCUUCAAAGGACAUUUCUUUUGAGGACAAUGACACAAAAGCUCAAUUAUUAGAAAAAAUUAAAAAUGUUAAACCUCAAUAUCAGUCCUACGUGAUUGAGGAAAUGGCGAAAGAAGCUGGUGUGGAGGUAUUAAGAUUACCUCCUUACCACUGCGAGUUAAAUCCUAUAGAGUUGGUUUGGGCAGAUGUCAAAGGGUAG